UUGAACUAAAAACAGUGCAAAAAUUAUUACAAAUUGAAUUUCAAAAUAUUAAACUACAGACGAAGAGUUCUUGGAUAGGCAUGUAUAUAUCAUGUAUUCUAUAGAGAAUUGAUGUAGGGAACACCGCAGACUUGGGUCACCUGUUGUGAAUGGUUGUGGAGCUUGGAGCCGAAGAGAUCUUUUCGGCGGGACUCUAUGAGGCAUGGAGGACGGGAAGAAUGGCUAAGAUACACAGCUUUCUCCUUGUUGUUAUUUGCCUGAUUUUGCUGUCAGAUCUACUAGAAUGUAGGGACUUCGAUUACAAGCGUUACCCAUUCAGAAAAAAGCAACGACAUGUGAGUAAUGUGUCUAGAGGGACACACAGAAGUAAACGACAUGCAAGAAGAUACAUAAAUCUUGAAGAGGACUGUGCUAGAGGACCAUGUGCAAGGCUAUCUGGACUAGAGCAGAUCAAAUGCUCACGGAAGUGUGUGUCUCCUGCCUGCUAUAAAGAGUUGUAUGAAUGGGAUGAGUUGGAGGAAGGAGAGAUAGACGUCAGAUUGGAUUCCUUUAAAGGUUGUGUGGUGGCUGAAAUUCAAGACAAAGAAGGGUUCUAGGCCUAAGCCUUACAAGCUAAGUUAUAACUGGCUUAAUCCCUACAAGAUUGAGAUAACUAAGUCAAGAAGGGCUCUAGGCCUAACCUCUACAAGCUACUCUAAGUUAUAACUAACUCAAGAAGGACUCUAGGCCUAACCUCUACAAGCUACUCUAAGUUAUAACUAACUCAAGAAGGGCUCUAGUCCUAACCCCUACACGCUACUCUAAGUUAUAACUAACUCAAGAAAGACUCUAGGCCUAACCUCUACAAGCUACUCUAAUUUAUAACUAACUCAAGAAGGACUUAAGGCCUAACCUCUACAAGCUACUCUAAGUUAUAACUAACUCAAGAAGGGCUCUAGGCCUAACCUCUACAAGCUACUCUAAGUUAUAACUAACUCAAGAAGGACUCUAGGCCUAACCUCUACAAGCUACUCUAAGUUAUAACUAACUCAAGAAGGGCUCUAGUCCUAACCCCUACACGCUACUCUAAGUUAUAACUAACUCAAGAAAGACUCUAGGCCUAACCUCUACAAGCUACUCUAAUUUAUAACUAACUCAAGAAGGACUUAAGGCCUAACCUCUACAAGCUACUCUAAGUUAUAACUAACUCAAGAAGGGCUCUAGGCCUAACCUCUACAAGCUACUCUAAGUUAUAACUAACUCAAGAAGGACUCUAGGCCUAACCUCUACAAGCUACUCUAAGUUAUAACUAACUCAAGAAGGGCUCUAGUCCUAACCCCUACACGCUACUCUAAGUUAUAACUAACUCAAGAAAGACUCUAGGCCUAACCUCUACAAGCUACUCUAAUUUAUAACUAACUCAAGAAGGACUUAAGGCCUAACCUCUACAAGCUACUCUAAGUUAUAACUAACUCAAGAAGGGCUCUAGGCCUAACCUCUACAAGCUACUCUAAGUUAUAACUAACUCAAGAAGGACUCUAGGCCUAACCUCUACAAGCUACUCUAAGUUAUAACUAACUCAAGAAGGGCUCUAGGCCUAACCUCUACAAGCUACUCUAAGUUAUAACUAACUCAAGAAGGACUUAAGGCCUAACCUCUACAAGCUACUCUAAGUUAUAACUAACUCAAGAAGGGCUCUAGGCCUAACCUCUACAAGCUACUCUAAGUUAUAACUAACUCAAGAAGGACUUAAGGCCUAACCUCUACAAGCUACUCUAAGUUAUAACUAACUCAAGAAGGGCUCUAGGCCUAACCUCUACAAGCUACUCUAAGUUAUAACUAACUCAAGAAGGGCUCUAGGCCUAACCUCUACAAGCUACUCUAAGUUAUAACUAACUCAAGAAGGACUCUAGGCCUAACCUCUACAUACUACUCUAAGUUAUAACUAACUCAAGAAGGACUUAAGGCCUAACCUCUACAAGCUACUCUUAGUUAUAACUAACUCAAGAAGGACUCUAGGCCUAACCUCUACAUACUACUCUAAGUUAUAACUAACUCAAGAAGGACUUAAGGCCUAACCUCUACAAGCUACUCUUAGUUAUAACUAACUCAAGAAGGACUCUAGGCCUAACCUCUACAAGCUACUCUUAGUUAUAUGGUAUAACAUAACAAGUCAGAGCAAAUGAGGUCUGCAUAACCUACUUGUAAUGUGUCAGUGGGACAUGGAUUUUGAUCACGAUAAAGUUACUACAGUAUAUGAAUUGCAAACUGAAACUGCAUGUUCUAUCUCGUCUCACCGUAUAAAUCAAUAUGACUCUGGUCAAUUAUGUCAAGUUAGGCUGAUGAGGUGACAAUGAAAAAUUGAGGGGGUAGUUUAUAUAUAAAAAAAAUCCUAAGUAUGGAAAUUCUCGUUCUUAAAUUUGAUUGUUUAUUAUCGACUUUCAAAUUUGUCAUCGCGCGAAAAUUCUAUAGUCUGAAAUAAGAACGUGCGAAAGUUCAAGGAAGCAUGUGUGAAAAUAUAUGCAUGUGGAAGUUUACAAGUCUGCAGUUGAAAAGAAAACCAGCUUUCGUUGCCUAUGCGCAACCAAAUGGUUGUUUUUGUGCCUGAGAAUAUUUUUCCAUGACACAACGCCUGUUUACGAAGUGGUCAAUUCUCCUAAGAUGUUAACACCUGUACUUAUGUUUUUUAACUAUACAAAAUGUUUGUAUAGGUAGUUUGUAAAUAUUUUUUUUACUUUUUGUCAGCAUUGUAUAUUUUACCAGGGACGUGAGCCAAUUCACUAAUGAUGAUGAAACAAACUAAUUGUAUAGAGAUAAUUUUUCCAAAGCCUCAGGAGAUUUCGAUAAAAGAAUCAAAGCAUAUCAACCAUUAGUGUGAUUUAUUUACUUGUUUACAUGUUUUUACAGACCGUUGUCAAAGCUUAAUCUAUUGUUUGCGCUGUAAAUAAGCAGGAAAUCAUUUAAUUUCCUUUUAUAACUAAUUUCUGCCUUACAUUUUUUAUACACACCUAAAUAUCUAAUUACAAAACUUAAAUACUUCAUGUGCGGUGAAGUGGGUAUCAAGUAGAAUAGUGCGAAUUAAUGUUACGCGAGUUGCUCGGACAACCAAAUGGUUGUUUUCUGUGCCUGAGAAUAUUUUUUCCACGACACAACGCCUGUUUAAAAAGUGGUCAAUUCCCUCAGAGGUUAACACCUGUAUUUUUUUUUUUUUUUAAUAUACAAAAUGUUUGUAUAGGUAGUUUGGGAAUAUUUAUUUUACUUUUUGUCAGCAUUGUAUAUUUUACAAUGUAUAGUUUAAAGUAUAUAUUUUUUUAUUAUUUAACUAAAGUCCGAACUUUCGCGAAAUUCUCGGAACGUAUGUUCCACUUUUUGAUUGGUUCAUGUUUCGCGCCAUUUUGUACCCGGAAUGUGUUCGUGGAUUGUGCUUGUUAUCUAGCCCGAGGGUGACAUUCUAUUGCGUCACGAGACUUUAUGCUGCUUUGUGGAUGUUUCGUCUGACCUUUCCGUCACAUUCCGCAACCUUGGAUAGCAAAACACUUCGGAAAUAUACUCCGAUUCCGUGCAAGUCUGCCACAGGGAAUCCACAGUUAUCAUACAAACAUGAAUUCCUUCACUGAUUGUUGACAAAAUUAGAUUUGUUUGUUCCGGUAAAUGUCUUGAGAUAUUGCCAAGAACUCGCUAUUUCAUACCUGGCAUAUGUUUCUCUUCUACUAAACCCUCCUUCACUUGUGAAUGAUAUUUUCCCUAACAUUAAGUUCUUUCGAGGGUAUUGUUUUCCAAUUCUUGUAAUUCUAACACGAGAAGUCUAGGGUGUCAAUAAAGUUCCCUCAUUUCUCUUCCUCGUCUUCCUCGUAUAUUACAUUUUUACACAUUGACGAUGAGCGAGACUUGUUACCGAUUGAAUCAUCUGAUCCCAGGCUAUGUGCAGACUUUGGAAGGUUUCGUACCGGCCGCACAUUGCUAGCUAUGUAUGCCACAGAUGGCACUGAUUUGGAUCUUUGUUGCCUCGACUGCGUCGGACAAUCCGCGUGUGUAACAGUAAAACUACCAAAGUCUAAGCUUGCCUUUUUGGCGCCCAUACUGAAAGAUGUCUUAUCCACCGGAACGCUUUUCCGCCUCUCAUAGUUUACACCAGGCUGGUUCACAACCGUGAUCUUAGUUUCCAUUAAAAAGCUACUUCACAUGGAUGUUCACAAGUCCUUUCUGUGUGUUUUGAUGCUGUUCUUACGUGGAUGUUUGACAAGUGUAAUCCCUGGAGAUUACUCUCCCAGUUCUACGUAGAUUGUUUACAAAGGACUGUUUACAAGCCACCGAGCAUGGGGCCUCUGAGCUCACAAGGGAUUAGCACAACACAAAGCGAAGGGUAGGCACCUUUUGUGACCUUUUCGCCUGAAACCUGUUAGACCGGUAACUUUAACCUGUUUACAAUAUAUUGUGUGCUGAAGUGUUAUUUUGUCAAGUUAAUUUCUACAAUUAGUGUACUCCCUAAAAUAUAUUUUAAAGGUCUGAAUAAGCACCCUGGAAAAAAACGCCAUUUGACAAUGUAAAAUGGGCACGGCAUCACCGUUUCAUCGUCCUUUCCAUAGUUUCCUAGCUGGAUUCGAACCAAUAAUUUCUUGAAACAGAGCCGAGCACCUGGUUAUGCUAGAGCUUAUCUUUCGGCAAUUUUUCUAGUUAUACCUAGAGUUUAUUUUGAAAAUGAAUAUUAUCAGUCAUCCAGAUACUUUGUUAAUAACAGAAAUAUAACGCGAUUUCUGGAAUUUUGAUAUUACAUGAAAUUAGACGUUUCGGUCGAGGAAAUAUUAAAUGAACUAGAGAUUUAAGUUGUAUCUAUGCGGUGAGCCUCUUUGAACACAGUAUUACUUUCCCGUUGCUAGCAUUAGCCCUUAGUCUGAUAGUAGUGUCCUAAUACACCUGUGAUACGCCGGUCAUAAUCGCGAGCCCGCUGGACAGCAUUAUCCCACGCAACAGAAGACAGCACCAGACUGAGGUUCCUCCAAGUAAGAGUAGACGCAUGAAGGAUGAGCCCAGCAUUUUACCCCCUUUCCGCCGACUCGGUGUAUCUAGCAACCCUAAACCCUAAGUCAUUGCUCGGUUUCAGCUAAUUCGAACAAGUUCGUACUAUUGCGUGCGGUUGAUACCAUGCUAUUUCUAUUGCGUGCGGUUGAUACCAUGCUAUAUCUAUUGCGUGCGGUUGAUACCAUGCUAUAUCUAUUGCAGUGCCAUACCUCCAACCCAUCAUACCCCCCACCCCACCCCACGCACACAAACAUACACACAUAUCCUGGAUCAGCUACUAGGGAUGAUCAUAAACUUCAGUUAUAAGAAUGGCGCUUUGUGUCCGUCAAAGGAAAAAUCAUUAAGGUUACUAUUAUAAUGUUAUAUGUAAAUCGAAAGAAUAAUGGAACUCCUCGACUUUUAUAGACUUGUCCUUUUAAUAACAAAUUCACUGUACAGGAAACCUUUCUAAAAAGGACACCCUCGGGACUGAGAAAUGUGUCAAUAUUUAUUACAAAUUCACUGUUUAGGAACCUUCAAUGCAAAGGAUACCAUGAACUGUAAUGUACUGUACUGUAAUUUAAGCGAAAGUAAAACCAUUUGAACUAAAAGGAAAUACAUUAACGAACUUUGCAUAAUUGAGAGCACACAAUUGCAUUUACACUAUCCGACAACCAGGAAUGAAAAAUCCAUUUUCAUUUGCGCGUUGGUACAUAACAAUAGCACAAAUAAAAUAUCAAUAAUACGAGGACUCGCAAUCAAUAGUAUCAAUAGUAUGCCCUUAUAAUGCACAUACAGUCAAAAUAAAUGAUACUAGCGCUAAAAAAUUAAUAUUCGAUCAUUUCGCCGUUUUAACCCGGGCCCAAAUACAGAAACAAAAAUGUUGCCGCCCUACAGUCCGUUUCUUAACCCUGGAAGCGCUUCAACGAAACAUCAACACCAUCACACUGCCAAAAUGUGCCGAAUGGUAUAGGUUCAUGCAAACCUAUCUACAACGCUGCCUCAACGGCGAAAUGAUCGAAGGGUGAUUUUUGAGAACUAGUAUCAUUUAUUUUGCAUGUAUGUGCAUCAUUAGGGCACAAAUAAACGAUAAGUAAUUAAAUAAUUAUUUUAGGAUAUUGUUUGUCAUAAAGGGCUUAUUGUUUGUACGGAGGCGCUAACGUUUGUAAGAAGCAUGCAAAUGACUUUCACAAAAUACUAUUGUUUGCACUUGCUGUAAUAAAAAUGUUAAUGAAUA
Nematostella vectensis (starlet sea anemone) is the source of this 6214-nucleotide messenger RNA. RefSeq lists its product as uncharacterized. The transcript has 4 exons. NCBI's taxonomy places the organism in Eukaryota, Metazoa, Cnidaria, Anthozoa, Actiniaria, Edwardsiidae. The record is from RefSeq and is a predicted model, not a curated record. The coding region runs from base 150 to 596 and encodes 148 amino acids.